Messenger RNA from Ceratosolen solmsi marchali, 1477 nucleotides. RefSeq names its product F-actin-capping protein subunit beta (gene cpb). Gene Ontology annotation, biological process: negative regulation of filopodium assembly; cell morphogenesis; regulation of lamellipodium assembly. Gene Ontology annotation, cellular component: cytoplasm; F-actin capping protein complex. NCBI's taxonomy places the organism in Eukaryota, Metazoa, Arthropoda, Insecta, Hymenoptera, Agaonidae. Gene Ontology annotation, molecular function: actin filament binding. Bases 372 to 1193 code for a protein of 273 amino acids. The transcript has 4 exons. The record is from RefSeq and is a predicted model, not a curated record.
CGAUAUGACACCGAAUGCGUGGUAAUGUGGCAUUGGGGCGAAAAGGAGGGGACAGAGAGAGAACCGUCUGAGCAAAGAAGGAACGUAUCUACGGAGUACUGCUGGGUUUCAGCUUUCAGUAUCCAAUGUGUCUAUGUCAGCCGCUUUGCCUCAACUUGCUUAUAAUAAUAGCCAAUCGCCAUUUACUCCGACACACCCUUUAAAUGUACAUUUUUCUGUCGAAUCACGAAUGGACCAAGUACAUAAGCUUAACGAGCCUAAUAUAAAGUGAUCGUGGCAUUAUUGUUGGAUCGAUCGGUAUAGCUUCCAUUUGAUUUUCAUACUCCUGGUUGCGUGGAAAUCGUCGCUUGACGACGACGGUGAACGGUGUCAUGACGGAACAACAAAUGGACUGCGCUUUAGACUUAAUGCGCAGAUUACCACCUCAGCAGAUCGAGAAGAACCUCAGUGAUCUUAUCGACUUGGUCCCAUUACUGUGCGAAGACCUACUUUCAUCGGUUGAUCAACCUUUAAAAAUAGCAAAAGAUAAGGAAUCGGGACAAGAUUAUCUUCUCUGCGAUUAUAAUCGAGAUGGCGACUCUUACAGGUCACCGUGGAGCAAUACUUACGACCCUCCUCUGGAGGAUGGUUCGAUGCCUUCGGAAAGGUUAAGAAAAUUGGAAAUCGAUGCCAAUCAAGCGUUCGAUCAAUAUCGAGAAUUAUAUUUUGAAGGUGGCGUGUCGUCCGUUUACUUGUGGGACUUGGAUCAAGGAUUCGCUGGUGUUAUAUUAAUUAAAAAGGCCGGAGAUGGAUCGAAAAAAAUUAAAGGAUGCUGGGACUCUAUACACGUUGUUGAAGUACAAUAUAAAUCGCAUAGCAGAUUUGCCCAUUAUAAACUUACUUCCACCGCAAUGCUUUGGUUACAAACUAAUAAGUCCGGUUCGGGCACAAUGAAUCUUGGUGGGAGUCUUACAAGACAGGUCGAAACGGAUGCUCUUGUAAGCGAAACAUCUCCUCAUAUUGCAAAUAUUGGCCGUAUGGUGGAGGAUAUGGAGAACAAAAUUCGUAAUACAUUAAAUGAAAUUUACUUUGGUAAAACUAAGGACAUUGUCAAUGGUUUGAGAUCCGUUCAACCAUUAGCCGAUCAAAGGCAACAAGCAGCCUUACGACAAGACUUAGCGGCGGCAUUACAAAGGCGAAAUGCAAACAAUUGAUCUCAAGAAGAGCAAGAGAAUUUUGAUUACGAUUGUGAUUAGAAAAACAGAAAGAAAAGAUACAAAUUAAGUACGACCUGCAUCUUACACAUUAAACUGCUGACAUUGUUAUUACGUCUAGAGAUAAAGAAAACAAGGUGUCUAUUAUUGAGCUACUGAAGGUACUCGAAACAUCGGUCAUUUCUUGAAAAACAGAAGUUCAAGUACUGGCCCCGACAUCACGGUCGAAAAGUAGUUAGCCGAUGUAUGUCUAUUAAUAAAACGCAUUUUGUUACAAAAUUCUA